Messenger RNA from Hevea brasiliensis (rubber tree), 1813 nucleotides. RefSeq names its product AAA-ATPase At3g50940-like. NCBI's taxonomy places the organism in Eukaryota, Viridiplantae, Streptophyta, Magnoliopsida, Malpighiales, Euphorbiaceae. The record is from RefSeq and is a predicted model, not a curated record. The transcript is spliced from 2 exons. The coding region runs from base 350 to 1759 and encodes 469 amino acids. Gene Ontology annotation, molecular function: ATP hydrolysis activity; ATP binding.
AGCUGCCUUCGCUUUGCUUCCUUCAGCGGUGGAUAUAUAUGUCCAUGUCAAAAAAAUUAAUAAAAUUAAAUUCAUCAACCCAAUACCAAUGCCCGUUCUAAUUCCAAUUCCAAUUCCUAAUCCUAAUCCUAUUCCAAUUCUAAUUUCAGGAGCUAUAAGAUCACAUAAAAAUCCACAGGUACACCUCUGAUUAGACUCAAGUCUGCAGGAGUUAAGGCAUCUGCCUGCGGAAAGUUGGAAUGUGAAAGGCUGAAGAAUAAGCACUAAGCGUGUGGAAAAGAAAAUUGCCGUAUUUGAUCAAAAGACUAUUCCCUCUUCUUCGAUCACCCUCAAAAAUCAAGGGCCUGCCAUGGAAGAGUAUCUGAAGCUCAUUCCCACCACUGCAUCGUUAAUUUCUGCCUACUCUUCUAUCUCAACAUCCUUGGUACUCUUCAAGACUGCUUAUAAUCAGGUCAUGCCAAAACAGCUUCAAGAAUAUGCUGUCUCAAAAUUCAGGUACUGCUUCUCACGGAGCGCAUCUUAUGCCACUUUCAUCAUCGAGGACUUCUGGUGUGGACUUGGUCGUAAUCAGCUUUAUGAUGCUGCAAGAGCUUAUUUAUCUACCAAGAUUGGACCCCGGAAUCUUAAAAUCAAAGUUGGCAAGUUAGAGCAGCACAAGAAUGUGUCUGCUGCCAUUGUAGAAGGAGGGAAAAUUGUGGAUGUAUUCCAGGGCAUAGCCAUCAUCUGGUGGUGUGUCCAGGAAGAACAAGUCACCAAUAUCUGCAACACUAAGAAGGGCAAAGAAUAUAUGAUGCCUCAGGCUCCAAGCAGAAGUUCCUAUAAGAUCACGUUUGAUAACAGAUAUCGGGGAACAGUUCAGAAUGAUUAUUUGAUCCAUGUUUUGGACACUUCUGAGGCUUUGACACAAGGUGAAAAGGUUUUGAAGCUCUACUCUCGGCUUGACAGAUAUCAUGAAAGUGAAAGAUGGAAAUCUGUUGAGUUUCGGCAUCCGGCCACCUUUGAUACCAUUGCCAUGGAUCUUGAGUUGAAGAAAGCAAUAGUAGAUGAUCUUGACAGGUUCUUAGCAAGUAAAGAAUUUUACAGGAGAGUUGGCAAGGCUUGGAAGCGUGGAUAUCUUCUGUAUGGUCCUCCUGGAACUGGGAAAUCAAGCCUAAUUGCAGCCAUGGCUAAUUACUUGAACUUUGAUAUUUACGAUUUGGAGCUUUCCAGUAUUUCUUCUAGUGUAGAUCUAAGAAGGGUGUUGUUAAAUACCACUAAUCGAUCAAUACUGGUAGUAGAAGACAUAGAUUGUAAUUCGGAGGUGCGUAAUUGGUGCAGACCUAUGAAUGAAGAACAUCCUGUACCAUUGAAUUAUGCCAAUCCAUUACCACUCUCAAGUCUGCUAAAUUGCAUCGAUGGGUUGUGGUCGAGCUGUGGAGAAGCAAGAAUCAUUGUGUUCACCACUAAUCACAGAGAAGUUUUGGACCCAGCAUUGCUUAGACCUGGGAGGAUGGAUAUGCACAUUCACAUGUCCUACUGCACCACUCAAGGCUUCAGAGUCUUGGCCUUCAACUAUCUUGGAAUUCAUGACCACAAACUCUAUCAAGAAAUCGAUGAAUUGGUGGAAAGUACAAAGGUCACCCCUGCUUCUUUAGCAGAGGAGCUAAUGAAGAGUGAUGAUGCUGAUCUUGCUCUUGGAGAAGUUGUCAAUUUCCUUAAGAGAAAAAAGAUGGAAGAAGAUCAAACUAAAGAGAAAAAUAAAAGACAGAGGACUGAAUGAUAUUUUUAUAUAUAAUUUCAAUUGCCACAGUUGCUGCCAUCAUUGCCAUCUUUA